GAAAUGAUAAUCUUUAUGUGAGGUUAGGAGAUAUAUGUCAGCUAGUGCAUUGAAUGCAGAAUUUGUAUGAAAGCUUUUUCUUUUGUGCGUUGGUAUAUCGAUACCAGAGGAAGAAAACCAGGCAUUUACGAAGCAUGGUCAGAAUGCCAGAUGCAGGUGUCAAAUUUUAGUGUUGCCAAGUUCCAUAAGUUCAGUACAGAAACAGAAGCUUUUUGUUAAUGGACAUGGGAAAAGUGACUUAGAAAAUAAGACACAAACGUACAUGUGAAGUAAAGUGGAGAGCAUCUAUUUAUACCAGUUGAUAUCAGCAAGAAUGACUGAUAAGAAUGUAACACAAAGUUCACCUGGUACUCAUGUGUCAUCUAUAAAACUAAAAGGAAAUGCACUGAAACAGCGUUUGUCAGUUCUAGAGAAGAAGUUUGAGGAGUCUAUGAAAGAACUCUGUAUAGAGAUUGACACUGCCAGGGAAUGUAUUGAGACAUUUUGUACCGAAGUUAAUAUACCAUCAAAAAGUAAGGCAAACAAUCAGACAGAAAUGACUAAAGAAUGCAAAAGACUACAAGAAUGUCUUUCAAAAAUAGCAAAGCAUUAUGCAGAUUCUGUUACAGAACUUAAGGCUGAAAUAAAUAGCCUGAAGCUAGAAGUGACGACACUUAGGAUAGAAGAGGGAAAUAAUGAGACAAAUUCUGGAAAAGGAGCAUGUAUUGAUAGUAACUCCCUCUCCUUCAAAAGAAAUCUUACUUCAGUCUUGGAAUCAUUAAGGCCAAGUGUCACAACCAAAAGGUCAUAUAGUACAAGCAGCACUGAGAAUAAAACUACCAAGAGAAAAGGCAGUGCAUCUUUUGAUGGAGCAGGACCUUCAAAAGUACUUAAAGUUGAGCCACCUGACUCAGAUUAUGACAGCAGUUCAAAAAUAAAUGCUUUUCCUGGAUUUGAGGUUGAUAUGGAUGGAUAUGUGCAUGUCUACACUGAUGGAGCAUGUGAAAACAAUGGAAGGGCCAACCCUAGAGCAGGGAUAGGCGUGUGGUUUGCUGAUAAUCACCCACUGAAUUAUUCUGAACGAGUAAGAGGCCGCCUAACUAACAACACUGCAGAAAUUCAAGCUGCAACAUGUGCUAUUGAAUUGGCAAAGAAAGCAGGAAUCAGAAAAUUGCUACUUCACACAGAUUCUCAGUUUUUAAUAAACUGUAUUACUGUGUGGAUACACAAAUGGAAGCAGAAUGGCUGGAUAUUAACUGAUGGUGGCAAAGUAAAAAACAAGGAGGAUCUGAUAGAACUUGAUGAAGCAUUGGAAGGAAUGUAUGUGAAGUGGAAUCACGUUCGUGGCCACACUGGAAAUCAUGGUAAUGAAAUGGCAGAUACUUUAGCACGAGCUGGAGCAAAGAAGAUAUACUGAAAGACUUACGAAUUUCAACUCAGCAUAAGUCACUCAACAUUUAUUAACACAGCAAGAAUCCGUCACACAGAAGUUGUGAAGAAGAAUAAAACAUGCAUUUUAUGCAAAAUAUACUUCUUAAGUUUUCAAUAUAAUUAAAAGUUAUUUUGAUGCUGUGACAUUUUAUAAUUCUAGAAUCAUCUGCCCAGUUUUGUGCUGUUUAUAGAAACGUCAAAAAUUAUUAUUCACAAAUUUAAAGGUAAUAACAGAGUAAAUAUGCCAAAAUUGUUAUGCUGUAUAUCCACAACUGAAUUUAUGUAAUUCUUUAGAUGAGUGAGAUAUUCAAUAUAAUGCUGUGUAUUAUGAAAUGUAGCAACAAUUGAACUACAUUUUCACAAUAUGAAAAAAUUAUGUUUUGACAACUCCUUGUAAUUUGUACAAUCUGUAAUCCUCCAUUACAAAACUUUAAUGCUGAGAUUCAACAGCACAUACUUGAUAUAAACAAACCUUUCUUUUAAAAUUACAGUGUAGCAGAAAAACUGGAGGAAAUCACUUACUUUUUUAUGUACUAAAAUUGCAGUAUUUGACAAAAUAAAUAAAGGUCCACACACAUAAUCCUGCAAAUUUGUUUCUAAGAAAAUCACAAAAAUAUACAAAUUUGUAAUCACUGAGAAAUAAUAUAUUUUAUAAUUAUGGAUUUGAGGGACUUCUUUACAGAAGGAAGAACAGCACUUAUCUAAGAACACUUCACAAAUCAUAUGGAUAUCAUAUAUCAAAAGCAUCAAAUAUCUAAGAAACCAGAGUGGAUUAUAUCCCUGAGAAAGCAUUCAAUUUAGGUGUGUUAGGCAUAAAAACCAUCUACUGAAUAUCAAUUCAUCCAUCCAACCAUCCACUUACAAUAACUAUGGACAAGAAAGACUAAAAUAUGCUUUAAUGUAGACUCAAUGAAAAGGAAUGUCCUUAUAUCAUGGCAAAUUUGGCCCUUUUUCUACCAUCUGGGAGGGAGGGGCAAUCACCAUUUAAAAAGUUCAUCUUUAUGAGUGAAUAAUUCAUGUAUUAUAUCCCUACAAAAUAGUGGCAUUCUCUUUUUAUGACUGCACACUUCAAUAAAUGCUUACCAAAUAAUGUUUUACACAAGGAUUAUAAUCACUAAUGAGUUUGUCAUACAAUGUUUUGUUCUCCAAGACCAUCAUACUAAAGUUGAGUUCAUGACAGCAAACUACUUUUGAUGCAGAAAUCACUUCGAUAACCAUUUAGUUUGUAUUUUAUUGUAAUGCUUUUAAACUGUAAAUAACUUGCAAUUUAAUUAACUGGGAUCCUUUAUAAAACACUGGUACAAUUUUUUUCUCAUAGCAACUCUUUAGUUUGUUCCAAGAUAUAUCAAUAAAAUAUUAAUAUUUCAUACAAAAUAUCAGCCCUUAAUUACAAAACAUACAAAAACAAACAUCCCUUGUCCCUUUUAAGAGCUGUUCCUUGAAUUUUUAUUUGAAAUAAAAAUUAGACUGAAAACUGUACUUACCAGUUAAACAGCUACAUAAUCAGCAAAUUGAGUAUCCAGUUAGUUGCUAACGCACAGGUCCAGUUAGCAGUUGAACCAGUGAAAGUUUGGAAGUCAGUUCAUUAUUAUUGCUGUGUGGCAACAUUUAUCUGAACCUCUGACCUGUCUGUCAUGAGGAGAGGGCUGCAAGUCUACUGCUCCUCAGAAUCUGAGAAUAAACAUGUUACUACUCAGAUAAAGAUCAGUAGUUGAUUUCAGUGGAGAAAUGUUUCAGAGGAAUGUAGCCCAUAUCCUUUAUAUGCAGAAGAAUAUUGAGAGUAGCAAUGCACCAUCAAGAUACUUCAUAUAUCAGACAGUCCCUAUCCAACCAAAUGCUUCCUCUUUUACCCAUUCCACCAAAUUUCAUUGACUAAUGCCAGACAAUGUUUGGUACCUUCGCGUUCACAUUCUUCUUGAAAUGCAAACUAUGGACCUUCUACAUUUUGGGAACGGAUUUCCAUAUUUAUGACAAUUUGGAUUCUGUCUUGUGGGGUUUGAUGCCAAGUAGUCUUGUAGGUGGUUAUGAGAAACAUAUGAGCUCUAUCCCUGAUGAUGGAGGUAAUAAUUUCCACCAAAACAUUGGUAACCACCUAUGAAACUACACAAAAUCAUAACCAAGGUGUACAUAACUAUUUUACAUGAUGUACAAAGUGAUCACCUGCAGCACUAGAGCAAUAAAUAAUAAUAAAAUAUA
Molecule: messenger RNA, 3606 nt
Organism: Zootermopsis nevadensis
Lineage: Eukaryota; Metazoa; Arthropoda; Insecta; Blattodea; Termopsidae
Gene: rnh1
Product: ribonuclease H1
Biological process (GO): DNA replication, removal of RNA primer
Molecular function (GO): RNA-DNA hybrid ribonuclease activity; nucleic acid binding
Source: RefSeq, a predicted model, not a curated record